This is a messenger RNA of Colletotrichum scovillei, 1782 nucleotides long. RefSeq lists its product as uncharacterized. Bases 28 to 1782 code for a protein of 584 amino acids. The transcript has 3 exons. Gene Ontology annotation, molecular function: iron ion binding; oxidoreductase activity, acting on paired donors, with incorporation or reduction of molecular oxygen; heme binding. The record is from RefSeq and is a predicted model, not a curated record. Lineage: Eukaryota; Fungi; Ascomycota; Sordariomycetes; Glomerellales; Glomerellaceae.
CCAUUUUGUACAGAGACGUCGUCAUCAAUGAACAACUUCCCGCGCUACAUUUCCAAGAAUCUGUCUGACUACAGCCACAUGCCCAAUAUGUCAACUGCCGGCUUAUACGUUUUGAUUUUCUUCCUCCUACCUCUUGUCAUCACCUGUCUCUCUCUUGCUUGCCACUUCCGUAACCAGGCUUCUCGAACAAACGAGCCGAAAGAACCGAUCACGCCGCCCUACUGGGUUCGAGGAGCAAGUCAUCUUUGCUCGAUUCUCUUUGACACUGAAUCGUUUCUUCGGCGUCUGCAGUCCCGGUGUCAAUAUUCUAUCAUCUCUCUGUCAUCAGCUGUACCUGUGUACUUCGCGUUCCCGGGAGAGGCAACAAAGGAUUUAUUCAGGUCCUCAAGAGAUCUCGUUCCAGCUCCUAGUCUCCUAGAUGCCUUAACGGUAUUCUUUGGACUGACCUCAGACCGUGAGAUUUUUCAACACGACAAUAUUUCAGCCUUCGAAAUACCCCUGGGUGAACACACAAGUCAUCCAGAUCCAUCACGGCGAAUUAUGGAACAUCAACGAAAGGAUUUUGCCACAUACCUGAACGGAGAGCAUCUUGGGUCGGUGAUGACUACCUUUACUGAUAUUUUCACUAAGAGUCUUUGGCCCGAAGCCGACGAAUCUCGUGGAGCAAUUGCUCUACCAGAUCUAUAUUUGUUCAUAAGGAACAGAAUCUUUCGGGCCGAAGUGGAGGCUCUAUAUGGCGAGCAUAUCUUCUCCAUUUGCCCGUCAUUGUGCGAUGACUUCUGGGCUUUCUAUGAUGCAUUUCCGGUCAUUUCGCGCCAAUUGCCCCAAUGGCUCUUUCCGGCACAUUACAGCACGAGAAGAAAGAUGCUGCUAAACCUCCACAUCUGGCGGACCUGGUGCAACUCAGCUUCCGAGAGAACCUCCAACGAUGGCCUCAUUUGGGGAACUUCUUAUAUACGUCGGAUGGUCCAACGUCAUGAAGACCUGGGGUUUUCAGACGAUGGUAUCUCGAGUGUCAUGUUGGGGUACCUGUUUGUAACGACUUCGAACACGGUUCCAGCUACAGCCUGGAUGAUCCUACACGUCUUUCUCGACCAAUCCCUGACCGCUAGACUCAGGCAUGAGCUAUAUCUAAACCCACAGAAUUCUGUACAGACGAUAUUACUCGAGCUGGGCCGUGCGCCUCUCGUCAAUUCCGUCUACAGAGAGGUUUUGCGGCUUCAUGUCGCAGGCACUGUUGGCCGUAAAUCAUACAAGGGAAAGUUUAGCUUUCCUAGCGGCUUGCAAAUACUGGCGGGGAUUCCCCUCAUGUCUGCCAACUGGCUCGGAGGCCUGGAUUCGUCUUUUUGGAACACGGGGAGGCUGAUCGACGGAUUUUCAGAGUAUCCAGUCGAAAACUUCUGGGCUGAACGGUUUCUGAAAUAUCCUGGUGAUCCCAUGAGUGGACCAGUCCGAUCGGCAACCAAGUACGAACACCUGGUAGGAGGGCGUACUGGGCAGAAGACUGCACAAGACGAUUCCAAUGCCAGACUAGUAACCUCUGGAAUUCGAGAACACUGGUUUCCAUUUGGAGGAGGAGCUUGGAAAUGCCCAGGAGAGACUUUGGCCACCAGCACAAUCCUCCUAUCUUUCUUCAUUGUCCUCCGCGAGCUAGAUAUAGAGUUUUUGGAUCACAAGCAAGCUUCAAGAGUUCGGACAGGGCAUAGGACUUUGCCAUUUGGAUCGCAUGCAUUUAGCAAGCCCGUGGCAGUUCGAAUCAAGAGACGGCUGAGAGAAGAGUGA